CCCGCGACCCGGUAACGGAUAAGCAAAGAUGGAUGGAUGUAUGGAUGGAUGUUCUGUAAAUAAUCAACUUUCAUUUCCUUCAACCUAUUUCCUUAGGAUUCUGAUAACCCAGACCUCAGGGACCGUGGCUACAUCUACUGGCGUCUGCUGUCCACAGACCCUGUGGCUGCCAAGGAGGUGGUUCUGGCUGAAAAGCCCCUGAUCUCUGAGGAGACGGAUCUGAUCGAGCCCACUCUGCUGGAGGAACUCAUCUGCCACAUCGGUACUCUAGCUUCGGUCUACCACAAGCCUCCGAGUGCCUUUGUGGAGGGCAACCAUGGGGUUCAGCACAAGGGGCUCCCAGGAUCUGCUGGAUCUGCAGAAAGUGAGAGCCCUGAUGCCGUUUCUGCUGGUGCAGCAACUGAAGCCCCCGCAGCUGUCAUCCCGUCCCAGGGAGACCUGCUGGGAGAUCUCCUUAAUCUGGACCUGACACCACCUGCCACCACAGGACCACUGCCUCACUCUGGUGGCAUGCAGAUGGGUGCAAUGGACCUGCUGGGAGGAGGACUGGACAGCCUGGUGGGAGUUUUUCUACGAACCACUGCUGAACUUGGUGGAGACCUUGGAGGAAGUCCUGCUAUGGGAGCUGGUUUUGGUGCUCCACCGGCUGCAAUGCCACCUGCUUUCAGUGCUCCUGUCAGUGGAAGUCUGUAUGACCUUUUUGAUCUUGAUAAUGGAGUUGGAAUGCCUCUGGGCUCCUUCUGUCCUCCCAAAACUGUUUGGCUCCCGGCCAUGAAAGCUAAAGGUCUGGAGAUUUCAGGCACCUUUGUUCGUCAUGCUGGAGUCAUCCAGAUGGAAAUGACCAUCACCAAUAAAGCAAUGAGUGUAAUGACUGGUUUUGCCAUCCAGUUUAACAGAAACAGCUUUGGUCUUGCUCCAGCUGGUCCAAUACAGGUACCGUCUCCUCUCAGCCCCAACCAGAAUAUUGAAGUGAGCCUUCCCCUCAAUACUGUUGGACCUGUAAUGAAGAUGGAGCCUCUAAAUAACCUGCAGGUUGCCUUUAAGAACAACAUUGAUGUCUUCUACUUCAGCUGCCAGUAUCCCAUCAGUGUGUUGUUUGCAGAGGAUGGAAAGAUGGAGCGACAGGUGUUCCUCGCCACAUGGAAAGACAUUCCAAAUGAGAACGAGUCUCAGUUUCAGAUCAAAGACUGCCAUCUCAAUUCAGAUGCAGCCUCUAACAAACUGCAGAGCAUUAACAUCUUCACCAUAGCCGAGCGAACUGUGGACGGUCAGGAUAUGCUCUAUCAGUCCAUGAAACUCACCAACGGCAUCUGGGCGUUGGCUGAGCUAAAGGUCCAGGCAGGAAAUCCAAACUACACAGUCUCUCUGAAGUGCAGAGCUCCAGAGGUUUCCCAGUGUGUGUUCCAGAGCUACGAGGCAGUGCUGAAGAAUUAAAGAAAAUGACCCUACACCGACCACCUGCUGCCCUCAGUCUCCUCUCACCUGCUCCCCUUUUUCCUCUGCCUCAGUCCUACAGACUGCAUCUGUAUUUCCUUUCAACUGUUCAUUUAGGAUGUUUAACUGUCUCAUUCUGAAUCAACAUCUCUUUCCUGGUUUAUUCUUUGUGUCUGGUCAGAACAUGAACAUGAAGAAUGCUCUCUAGUUAUGUAUGGUCUGAAUGAAGCCUUCCUCCUCCUCCACCUCC
Molecule: messenger RNA, 1684 nt
Organism: Cynoglossus semilaevis (tongue sole)
Lineage: Eukaryota; Metazoa; Chordata; Actinopteri; Pleuronectiformes; Cynoglossidae
Product: AP-1 complex subunit beta-1-like
Exons: 10
Coding region: 511-1434 (307 amino acids)
Biological process (GO): vesicle-mediated transport; intracellular protein transport
Cellular component (GO): membrane coat; clathrin adaptor complex
Source: RefSeq, a predicted model, not a curated record